AUGUCGACACCAAACGGCUCACGCCGCACACCGCGUAGCACCAACAAUGCGAUGCGCUCGUCGUCGCCGCUCGCCUUCCCCUCGUCCUCGGUAGGCGGCACGCCUCGCCCGGCCGCGCUUCGCAACCAGGCAGCACCUAACCCCCUCGCAUCCUCUUCGCCUCUCAACUUUCCCACUUCGUCGCCUCGCCAGCCAUCUUCGUCUGCCCGCCCCCGCGCCGCGCCUUCGUCGUCGGGCCUGCGCGGUGUUCGCUCCGACACUCCCCUCUUCCUCCCCACGUCGGGUGGCUCGACACCGCGCCGCCCCCAUCGCGGCGACAUCCACUCGUCCUUCCCCCUCUCUUCGCCCUCGUUUGCGCGCCGCACCGCCCAGCGCGCCAACCCCCUCGCUGCAUCCUCCCCUGUUGCGUUCCCGACCUCGGAUGCGCCGGGAAGCGAUGCCCAGCCCCACAGCAGCCUCACCAUGUCGCAGGCUGACCCUGGAGAGGAGGGCUUUGACCAGGACGAGAACGACACGGGUAUGGUCAAGCUCAUCUGGGGCACAACCUUGAAGCUCCAGGAGGCCCUCAACUCGUUCCGCGACUUCCUCCGCGGCUUCAAGCCCAAGUACCGCGCCGCGUACAACGCUGCCCAGGCUGAGGCUAUCAAAGCGGCGGGUGGCAUCCAGCCGCCCCCGAUGCCCCUGUACGACAACCUGAGCGCCGCCGACGCCGACAAGCCCCUGUACGAGGGCUACCUGCUCCAGCUUCGCGAGACUGGCGAGUCUGUACUCAACCUUGACGCGCUCAACCUCCUCGCCUACCCACCCACCAAGAAGCUCUACUACCAGCUCCUCAACUUCCCCCAGGAGGUUGUCCCCAUCGUGGACCAGGUGCUCCGUGAUGUCAUGUACGAGCUUCUCGAGGAAGAGUUCUCUGUCGCCGAGGCCCAGGCGGCCGAGGGUGUCAUCAGCGAAUUGCAGUUGGCUGCUGUCGAAAACGAGCUGCGCAAGGUCGAGACUCGUGUUUUCAAGAUCAGGCCGUACAGCGGCGAGAAGACGGUCAACAUGCGCGAUCUCAACCCUGGAGACACGGACAAGCUCAUCUCGGUCAAGGGUAUGGUUAUCCGCGCGACGCCAGUCAUCCCCGACAUGAAGACGGCCUUCUUCCGCUGCAUUGUCUGCCAGCACACAAUGCAGGUGGAGAUCGACCGCGGCCAGAUCAGGGAGCCUGAGAAAUGUCCUCGUGACCAGUGCUCGACGAGCGGCUCGAUGAUGCUUAUCCACAACCGCUCCGAGUUCAUCGACAAGCAGGUUGUUCGCCUCCAGGAGACCCCUGACGUUGUCCCCGACGGACAGACCCCGCACACCGUUUCGCUCUGCCUGUACGACGAGCUGGUCGACCUCGUCAAGCCAGGUGACCGUGUCGUGGUGACUGGUAUCUUCCGCUCGAUCCCCGUCCGUGUCAAUCCCCGCCAGCGAAGCAUCAAGGCUCUGUUCAAGACCUACGUCGAUGUCGUUCACGUCAAGCGCACAAACGUCGGCCGUAUGGGCUUUGACCCCAGCACUCGUGACCCCGCGAGCAGGCCUCCUGGUGUUGGUGUCGGCGGCGAGGACGACGAGGGUGAGGUGCUCCAGGGUAGCAUGCGUGCCAAGGACGGCAUGGACGAGGACGACGCCGACCUGAGUCUGUCUGCUGCCGAGGAGAUGGAGCAGAAGCUGCUCGGCCUUUCCAAGCACCCCGACAUCUACGAGAUGCUCGCCCGCUCGAUGGCCCCGUCCAUCUACGAAAUGGACGACGUCAAGAAGGGUAUUCUGUUGCAACUGUUCGGCGGUACCAACAAGAGCAUCUCGCGUGGUGGCGGUGGCGGCGGCCCUCGUUACCGUGGUGACAUCAACGUACUCAUGGUCGGUGACCCCGGUACUUCCAAGUCGCAGAUCCUCCAGGUGAGUUGGCGUUUCGACGGGCUGUCUAACUCGCUCCAGUAUGUCCACAAGAUUGCUCCCCGCGGCGUGUACACCUCGGGCAAGGGCUCGUCGGCUGUUGGUCUCACUGCGUACAUCACCCGUGACCCGGACUCGAAGCAGCUCGUCCUUGAGAGUGGUGCAUUGGUCCUGUCCGACGGCGGUGUCUGCUGCAUCGACGAGUUUGACAAGAUGUCGGACGCCACCCGUUCUGUUCUCCACGAAGUCAUGGAGCAGCAGACAGUGUCGAUUGCCAAGGCUGGUAUCAUCACGACGCUCAACGCGCGUACUUCCAUCCUUGCUGCUGCCAACCCGAUCGGUUCGCGCUACAACCCCAAGCUGCCUAUUCCGGCCAACAUUGACCUGCCGCCCACUCUCAUCUCCCGUUUCGACCUCCUCUACCUCGUUCUCGACAAGGUUGACGAGAUGAACGAUCGCAGGUUGGCUGCCCACCUUGUUGGUCUGUACCUCGAAGACAAGCCAAAAACUGCUGGCGAAGACAUCUUGCCCCUUGAUGAACUCACUGCCUACAUCACGUAUGCCCGUGCCAAGGUCAACCCGGUGCUCACCGAGCUCGCGUCCAACGCCCUUGUCUCAGCCUAUGUCGAGAUGCGCAAGGUUGGUGAGGACUCGCGCUCUGCCGAGAAGCGUAUUACGGCCACCACGCGUCAGCUGGAGAGCAUGAUUCGUUUGUCAGAGGCGCACGCCCGUAUGCGCUUCUCUGACACGGUCGACCUCGAGGACGUUGUCGAGGCCACUCGACUUAUCCGCGCUGCCCUCCGUGAGAGUGCUACCGACCCCCUCACUGGCCAGAUUGACCUGGACCUCAUCACGACCGGCGCUGGCCAGACGGCCCGCCGUGUCCGUGCCGACCUCAAGCGUGAGAUCUUGACGCUUGUCGACGCCGCUGGCCGCACCGGUCUCAGGUGGAACGCAGCCAUCAGGAGCCUCGAGACGCAGUCAACCGUUCCGAUCGACCACCACGAGUUCUCCGAGGUCGUCAAGGAGCUCUCGAACGAGGGUAUCGUCAAGGUCGUCGGCGACAAGGACAGGCGUACGAUCAGGAGGCUGGCAGACUAGGCCGCGAUCAACAGUGUAGAUUAUUAGGACUCCUUGACGGGUCGACUUGCCCGAUUGAUACAAUACAUAGUGU
Messenger RNA from Vanrija pseudolonga, 3094 nucleotides. It is a transcript of the gene mcm4, whose product is annotated as DNA replication licensing factor mcm4. Gene Ontology annotation, biological process: mitotic DNA replication initiation; DNA strand elongation involved in DNA replication; double-strand break repair via break-induced replication. Gene Ontology annotation, molecular function: single-stranded DNA helicase activity; single-stranded DNA binding; ATP binding. The record is from RefSeq and is a predicted model, not a curated record. The coding region runs from base 1 to 3021 and encodes 1006 amino acids. Gene Ontology annotation, cellular component: nucleus; MCM complex. The transcript is spliced from 4 exons. Lineage: Eukaryota; Fungi; Basidiomycota; Tremellomycetes; Trichosporonales; Trichosporonaceae.